AUGAAGAAGUUUUUCGGCCUCAGAGGCCACGCCCUUAAUUGGGCGGUGGGCAUUAUUGCUGGCUGUGACUUCCUUCUAUUUGGUUAUGACCAGGGUGUUAUGGGUGGCAUUUUGACUCUUCCCAUCUUCCUCGAAUAUUUCCCAGAAAUCAACCCUGAUGCCGAUGGCAUUUCUCCAGCCGAGUCUUCACAACGUUCGACUAAUCAAGGAAUCUCCGUUGCCUCUUACAACUUGGGCUGCUUCAUUGGCGCCAUCAUCACUAUUUUCAUUAGCAACCCAUUGGGACGAAAGAGAAUGAUCAUGCUUGGGACUACCAUUAUGAUAGUUGGAGCGAUCCUGCAAGCAAGUGCGACAACUCUGCCGCACUUCAUCGUUGGCCGUAUUAUCACUGGGCUGGGCAACGGCGGCAACACCUCCACAGUGCCAACAUGGCAGUCAGAAACAUCAAGCGCGCAUAAGCGAGGCAAGCUGGUCAUGAUUGAAGGCGCGCUCAUUACUUGCGGCAUCAUGAUUAGCUACUGGGUCGACCUCGGUUUGUCCUUUGCACCUGGUUCCGUUGCUUGGCGCUUCCCCUUGGCUUUCCAGAUCGUCUUCUGCAUCUUCAUUCUGGCUUUGAUUUGGGGGUUACCCGAGUCCCCUAGAUGGCUCAUUUUGAAGAAGCGUGAUGAGGAAGCAAAGGAGGUUCUUGCUGCUCUUGCGGAUACUGACAUCACCGAUAAAUAUGUGGAGAAUGAGUACUCUGAGAUCAAGGACACCGUGAUCGAAAUGUCCAAGGGACGCUUCUCAGAUCUCUUCACCAUGGAUAAGGACAGAAAUCUCCAUCGCACCAUCCUGGCAUAUACCAAUCAGAUGUUCCAGCAAAUCAGUGGUAUCAAUCUCAUCACAUAUUACGCCGCAGUGAUCUACAAGGGUCUCGGCAUGAGUGACUUUCUCUCACGCUUGCUAGCCGCCCUCAACGGAACAGAGUAUUUCAUUGCAUCUUGGCCGGCUGUCUUCCUUGUUGAGCGCGUUGGUCGACGAAACCUGAUGCUGUUCGGCGCGGUUGGACAGGCUGUCACCAUGGCCAUCCUUGCUGGAGUCAACUCCCGCAGCGAGACCGGCAACCAAAUCGCCGGUGUCGUCUUUCUCUUUGUCUUUAAUACCUUCUUUGCCGUCGGAUGGCUAGGCAUGACUUGGUUGUACCCCGCCGAGAUCGUGCCUUUGCGUAUCCGUGCCCCGGCUAAUGCGCUGUCCACCAGCGGAAACUGGAUCUUCAACUUCCUUGUGGUGAUGAUCACGCCGAUUGCGUUCAACAACAUCAAAUAUCAGACGUAUAUCAUCUUUGCGGUGAUCAACGCCUUUAUGGUGCCCUGCGUGUACUUCUUUUACCCCGAGACCGCGUAUAGAUCUCUCGAGGAAAUGGACAGCAUCUUUCACAAGGUCCGCGGCUGGAAGGGCGUAUUCACUGUGGUGCACCAGGCCAAGAUUGAGCCGCGCAGAUAUGGCAAGAAUGGCGAGCUGCUGAUCGACUAUAAUGAGACGGAGGAGCAUCGAGGACACGUUCAUCCGAACGACAGCGAUAACGAGAAGCAGCGCGAUAAAGCGAGGUUCAGCCAUGCAGAGGGCAUGGACGGCGUCUCAUCGCCGAGUGGAAGUGCCUCCAGUCCGGGUGGUGGACUCUGGACGCAUGAUGAGGAGAACGGGAGGCCGCAGAAGUGA
Molecule: messenger RNA, 1698 nt
Organism: Phaeoacremonium minimum UCRPA7
Lineage: Eukaryota; Fungi; Ascomycota; Sordariomycetes; Togniniales; Togniniaceae
Product: putative sugar transporter stl1 protein
Exons: 5
Coding region: 1-1698 (565 amino acids)
Biological process (GO): carbohydrate transport; transmembrane transport
Cellular component (GO): membrane
Molecular function (GO): carbohydrate:proton symporter activity
Source: RefSeq, a predicted model, not a curated record